AUGCAGAGAGUACCGCGGACAGGAUGGGUGUACAGGAACGUGGCAAAGCCAGAGAGCGUAUCCGAUCAUAUGUACAGAAUGGCAAUGAUGGCUUUGGUGACUGAAGACAAAAGCCUUAACAAGGACAGAAGCAUACGAUUAGCUUUGGUCCAUGAUAUGGCUGAAUGCAUUGUUGGAGACAUUGCUCCAGCAGAUAAUAUCUCAAAGGAGGAGAAACACAGGAGGGAAGAGGCAGCUAUGCGACAACUGACCCAGCUUCUAUCAGAGGACAUCAGAAAAGAAAUCUAUGAACUCUGGGAAGAAUAUGAAAACCAGAGUACUGCAGAAGCCAAAUUUGUAAAGCAGUUGGAUCAGUGUGAGAUGAUACUGCAAGCAUUUGAAUAUGAAGAGUUGGAAAACACACCUGGCAGACUGCAGGAUUUUUACAAUUCAACUGCUGGGAAGUUUGUUCACCCUGAAAUACUCCAGCUUGUAUCUCUGAUCAACACAGAAAGGAAUAAAAAAAUAGCUGCUACAUCUCCUCCACAUUCCUGA
Messenger RNA from Nestor notabilis (Kea), 534 nucleotides. It is a transcript of the gene HDDC2, whose product is annotated as HD domain containing 2. Bases 1 to 534 code for a protein of 177 amino acids. The record is from RefSeq and is a predicted model, not a curated record. Gene Ontology annotation, cellular component: cytoplasm. Gene Ontology annotation, molecular function: 5'-deoxynucleotidase activity. NCBI's taxonomy places the organism in Eukaryota, Metazoa, Chordata, Aves, Psittaciformes, Psittacidae. The transcript is spliced from 5 exons.